This is a messenger RNA of Dipodomys ordii (Ord's kangaroo rat), 914 nucleotides long. RefSeq names its product perilipin 5 (gene Plin5). The coding region runs from base 21 to 914 and encodes 297 amino acids. Gene Ontology annotation, cellular component: lipid droplet; cytosol. The record is from RefSeq and is a predicted model, not a curated record. Lineage: Eukaryota; Metazoa; Chordata; Mammalia; Rodentia; Heteromyidae. Gene Ontology annotation, biological process: lipid storage; positive regulation of triglyceride storage. The transcript has 8 exons.
GGUGAGCCUGCGUGUCUACCAUGUCUGACCACGCGGCGGCCACGCAGGACCCCAGACCCAGCUCUGAGCAGGAGCAGCAGAACGUGGUACAGCGUGUGGCAGCCCUGCCCCUGGUCAGGGCCGUCUCUGAUGCCUACUGCUCCACCAAGGACCGGCACGGGGUGCUGGGCUCUGCCUGCCGCCUGGCUGAGCACUGCGUGUGCGGUCUGACCACCAGAGCACUAGACCAUGCCCAGCCGCUGCUUGACCACCUGCAGCCCCAGCUAGCCACAGUGAACCACCUGGCCUGCAGAGGCCUGGACAAGCUGGAGGAGAAGCUGCCCUUCCUCCAGCAACCUUCGGACACGGUGCUGACCUCGGCCAGGGACACGGUGGUCAGCGGGGUCAGCGGGGUGACUGGCCUGGCCCAGCGGGGCCGGCGGUGGAGCGUGGAGCUGCGGCGCUCGGUGAGCCACGCCCUGGACGUGGUGCUGGGCAAGUCUGAGGAGCUGGUGGACCACUUGCUGCCCCCGACGAGUGAGGCUCUGGAGGCCAAGGCCCAGGGCCCGGCGGUGGCGGAGGCCGAGGCGGCGGAGGCGGCCUCCACGGAGGAGCAGAGACGCCAGCAGGGCUACCUUGUCCGCCUGGCCUCCCUGUCAUCCAGGAUCCGCCAUCUGGCCUACGAGCACUCUAUAGGGAAACUGAGGCAGAGCAAACACUGCGCACAGGAAAUGCUGGUCCAGCUGCAGGAGAUGCUGGAGCUGAUCCACAGAGUGCAGGACAGGGCAGCCCUGCCCGCCAAGGCCCAGGAGCCCGGGGGGGACCGCAGCCCGAGCCCCCUGCAGAACGGCCGCUGCGGCCAGGUGGAGCUGGAGAGGCUGGCGGCGGAGCUGGCGCGCGCGGUGGAGGGCUCCGUGGAGCUGGGUGUCAGCUAG